This is a messenger RNA of Etheostoma spectabile (orangethroat darter), 1845 nucleotides long. It is a transcript of the gene nkx2.2b, whose product is annotated as NK2 homeobox 2b. The record is from RefSeq and is a predicted model, not a curated record. Bases 128 to 889 code for a protein of 253 amino acids. NCBI's taxonomy places the organism in Eukaryota, Metazoa, Chordata, Actinopteri, Perciformes, Percidae. Gene Ontology annotation, molecular function: RNA polymerase II cis-regulatory region sequence-specific DNA binding; DNA-binding transcription factor activity, RNA polymerase II-specific. Gene Ontology annotation, biological process: regulation of transcription by RNA polymerase II; cell differentiation. Gene Ontology annotation, cellular component: nucleus. The transcript has 2 exons.
CCCGUGCAGCUCCGGGCUCCAACUCCGUUUAACGGAAUUCAUGGACCUACACCCUAUGCCUGCUCCUCUUUAACGGGCUGCAGAGGCUGAAUCAUCGCGAGACACGAUCCUCAACCCCCACUGCGUAAUGUCUUUUGGCACCAACACAAAAACGGGCUUUUCCGUGCGGGACAUCCUGGAUCUCCCAGACCCCACAGGGAGAUACGGCUCCGGGACCGAGGAGACCGAGGAGGACGACCCCGAGGAGGCCUCCGUGGAGGUUUCAGGCUCGGAACUCGGGCAGAAAUUGGGAUUUAGCGGCCGGAGAUUGUGCGGGUGCGACGGUGGAAGCUACGGCAGGUGGAGCCGCGGAUCCGGUAACCUUCACUUCUCAUUACACGAUAUUUCCAUGGAGUCCCGUUCCGAUCCUAAAUCCCCCGAGCUCUCCACGGAUAAGUCCCCGGACGCGGCAGGCGGCGCGGCGCAGAAGAGCCGCGGCAGGAAGCGGAGGGUGCUCUUCUCCAAGGCACAGACCUUCGAGCUCGAGCGCCGCUUUCGGCAGCAGCGCUACCUGACCGCCCCGGAGAGAGAGCACCUGGCCAGGUUGAUCCGCCUCACCCCGAACCAGGUGAAGAUCUGGUUCCAGAACCACCGCUACAAGCUGAAGCGCGCGGAGCACAGUUUGGAGGCGCUGCAACAGCUGCUUCCGGCUCGCCGCCUCGCCAUCCCGCUCCUGGUUCGCGACGGGAAGCCCUGUGAGCCAAUCACAGCGCAGGACCUGGAGGUGACGCUUAGGUCCGGCCUGGGCCUGCCUCUGUGCGCCUACUCCACGCUGCUGCAGCCCGCAUACGGCCCGGAGAGGCCCGGGCUGCCGCAGCAGCUGGCGCACAUGUACCACUGGAGCUGGUGAGACUUUAACUGAGGGACUCCGAUCCUAAAACACUAACAGGUCUACAAAAUAAGCUCGGCUUCGGCCUGAUAAUAAUUGUUUAAAUUCGCAAAAUAACCUCCCUCAAACGAUAAAAGCCACUGUUCGAAAAGUGACAAAUUCGAUGUUUUUUUGAAUGGGGUUUGGUUUAAGUCAGGAUUUCUUUUCCCGGAAGAAAAUAGUCUUUUCCAGAAAGGAUGUCUGUCCUGAAACAAGGAAGAAUAAAACACAAGAACAUUUUUAAGUUUAAGUAUUUUUAAAAACACACCGGGCUGUCGCAGCAGCAGCUGGCUCACAUGCAGGCCCACCACUGGACCUGGGGAAACGUUUACUGAGGGACUUAUUUCCAAAAACACUUAGAAGUCCACAUUAUAAUCUCGGGUUUGGCCUGAAAAUGAUUGUUUAAAUUUGCAAGAUAACCAAGAUAAGAAGUCCACGUAAAUAAGAAGAAAUCCACAUAAAUUAGAAGUCCACAUAUAUAAGAAAUCCACAUAAAUGAAGUCCAGAUAAAUAAGAAAUCCACAUAAGUGAGAAGUCCACAUAAAUAAGAAAUCCACAUAAAUAAGAAAUCCACGUAAAUAAGAAGAAAUCCACAUAAAUUAGAAGUCCACAUAUAUAAGAAAUCCACAUAAAUGAAGUCCAGAUAAAUAGGAAAUCCACAUAAAUAAGAAGUCCACAUAAAUGAAAUCCACAUAAAUAAGAAGUCCACAUAAAUAAGAAGUCCACAUAAAUAAGAAGUCCACAUAAAUAAAAAGUCCACUUAAAUAGGAAAUCCACAUAAAUAAGAAGUCCACAUAAGUAAGAAGUCCACAUGAAGGAUCUUGUGUUCGGCCUUAAUUACUUAAAUUCUCUAAUGUUGUGCAUGAUUCAGAAAAGGUCUCGAUUCGAUUACAUAUCGAUUUUUAGGCUCAAGAUUCGAUUAAAAAACAAUUCUCAAU